Messenger RNA from Fusarium sp. VM40, 3006 nucleotides. The record is from the annotation of a GenBank genome assembly. NCBI's taxonomy places the organism in Eukaryota, Fungi, Ascomycota, Sordariomycetes, Hypocreales, Nectriaceae.
AUGGCCCAUAGGCUAGCACCCCGCGGCAUCGACUUGGAGGCUUUGUCCCCUAGGGAUGCCAAUGCCCAACGAGUACCGAAAGUUACCGACAUCAAAACAAAGACCGCAGCCCAGCUCAAGGCUGUCAAGGAAAAGGAACAUCCUCCACCUCCUCCCACAGAAAUUCCCGAACCACCAAGCUCCGACCGACCUGAUGGAGCGACCUACCAGGUGGGCAAGCUGCUUGGAAAGGGUGGGUUUGCUAUCUGCUACAGCGGUCAACUACUUCCCACAAAGCAGCGAUUUGCUCUCAAAAUCGUCAAGAGCCACAUGCCCCCGAAGAUGGAGCAGAAGUUCCAAACCGAGCUCCAAAUCCAUUCCAAGAUGAAGCACAAGAACGUUGUUCAAUUCUUGAGGGCAUUUUCACAUGAAAAGUGCACCUACCUGAUUCUUGAGUUAUGCCCUAACGGUUCCCUAAUGGAUAUGGUGAAGCGAAGAAAAGGCCUCACUGAGCCUGAAGUUCGUUUCUACUCUGUCCAGAUCGCUGGUGCAAUCAAAUAUAUGCACAGCAAGGGCAUCAUUCACCGUGACUUGAAAAUGGGCAAUAUCUUCCUCGACUCUCAGAUGAACGCAAAGAUUGGUGACUUUGGUCUUGCUGCUCUGUUGGUGACGGGUAGAGAUAUGCACACCAUUCGUCGAACCACUCUAUGCGGAACACCAAACUAUAUCGCCCCAGAGAUUCUCGAGAAGGGAAGAAAGGGCCAUGACCAUAUGGUGGAUAUCUGGAGUCUGGGCAUCAUCAUGUAUGCCAUGUUCACAUCGAAACCCCCAUUUCAAUCUUCGACCACGGAUGAGAUUUACCGCCGAGCUCGAGAGAGAGACUACGAUUGGCCGUCAUUGGAGACAUCACGGAGAUACAUCAGCGAGGAAGCUAAGGAGCUAGUUGCUACGAUGCUUCAGGAUGCUGAUUGCCGACCGGAACCAGAGGUUAUUAUUCAGCAUCCUUUCUUCACCUGUGGAUAUAUGCCUACCGAGGCGGAGAUGAGCUCUCGCCUAAGGGAAGUUCCUCCGGACCGUGAUGAGUUCUAUGCUACCCGCAUGAGCAGCGCCCUACAGGCGCAAUCAUACAGGAACUUCAAGGACAUGUGCCGAGAGUGUGGAAUUGGCCCAUUUGCUCCCGUCCAGGUCGUUCACACACAGACCUGGAAAGAGAUGGCCGCUGAGGAAAAGGCUGGGUUGACACCCUUAAUCCCCCUCGAAGAAGGGAUUGUCUACAGACCUUUUGAGGAGUGGCUGAAGGAACAGCAACAAAUCAAGGCCAGAUACACAGCAUCCGUAGCAGCACAGGCCAGCAUUUCCACCGAGGAUCCUUUAUCUGCGAGUCAGAGGGCACCAGCAGGUCUACUUCGCCAGCCUCCUCAAAGUUUCGCCGCCCAGCAGAGAAUGCAGCAUAGGCCAGCUGGCAACAUGGUGCCAACAAAGCCCCGUCCUGCACCUGAAGCCACCUUAUCGGCUUCCCAGAGUGUGAGAGCAAGGACCCGACGAGAACUGCCCCGAGAAGCCCCAGCAAGAGAGACUGUCGAAUCUGUAGGCAAGAGCUUGCGAACUUCUAGUCGAUCUGCACCUCCAGUAAGGGCCGCUUCUCAGCAACCUCCUGAGCGACAACUAUCCGAGAGACCUACGCUCGACCGUCAAUCGUCAGCUCCAGCUACCACCGCUCCUCCUGCACCAGCUGCACCCCCUAAGAGAGACACUGCGGGCAUGCGGGCUGCAACACUCUUUAGCUCUUCGGAGCGGCAGGACAGGAUCUCGGGCACGAAGCCUGACAUGAUUUUGGAUCGAUUGCAUCGCCUGCAGGGUGAAUUGGAGCGGGCUCUUAACUCACGGACCAUGGCUAUCAUCUCAUCAAAGACAGUGACGCCUCCUCAUCCCCAUGUGGUUGUCAAGUGGGUUGACUACACCAACAAAUUUGGCCUUGGAUAUAUCUUGAAUGACGGCAGCGUCGGAUGUAUUCUUCGGGACAUCCCAACCACGGAAAAUGGCAAGGCAGCUUUGCUUCCUCCGGCUGGAGUAUUUAUCCGCGGAGCAGAAAGGCAUAUCGUACGCCGUGAGGACGAGACAUACGAAGAAAGAAGCCAGCCUUUACCGAUGACUGAACCCAUCAAGUUCUUCGAGAACAAUGGCGAGACUGGACUUUCGGAAGUUAUUGUUUCUCCCGAGCAGUUCCGAGUGAAUGUGAAUGAAGAUGGGUCUGCAGGCAAGAUGCAGCCCGGUAAGGACAUCUUCCAGCACCGGAAGCGUGAGAGAAUCAUUCUCUGGAAGAAGUUUGCCAAUUACAUGAUCGCCUAUGGACGGGACGAUAUUGCGCCGGUUGAAGAGACUGACCCAGCGGGUGCCAUGUCUCCAGGCCAGAAGGGUACAGUGGCAGAGCUAGUCACCUUCUACCAGCGAUUUGGAGAUGUUGGAUGCUGGGUUUUCUGUGACGGCCACCUUCAAUUCAACUUCCCCGACCACACCAAGAUCGUCAUCGAUCAUACAGGAACCUGGUGUCACUUCUGGCAUCUUCCUCAGGACGCCGCUGAGAGGCUUGCGGCAACUGGUACUAUUGGAGCCGCUGCUCUUGACGACCGGGCAAUGCUGUCUUACCCUCUGCAGACUCUGCUGAACUUCCAGGCCAAGCCUGCAGCACCCCGCCCAGGCCGUGCCACAACAACGACUCGAAGACGCCCUGAGAUUGCCCCUGAGUUGCAGGGCAUUCCCGCCGCCAACGACUUCCGUCGCAAGAUUGUCUUUAUCAAGGAUGUUGUGAAGGAAUGGGUUACCAAUGGUGGCAUGGGCAACAGCCAGAUGAGCCGAGAGUCUCGUCUUCGAUGGGGCGGCCACCGAGAAACAAUAAGCAGUCACGCACCGCAAAAGCAUGUCUGGGUCACUGUCGGAGCGCGAUGGGGAGACCAGCGAAUCUCGACUUAUGUCGAUCCCCGAAAGCCUUGGGAACUUGGAGAGGAUGUUGACCAUUCGAAGAAGUGA